GACUGUGUCCACCACCACAACAACCUCCGCGCUGGAGUCGGGCCGCCCGCCAGCAACAUGCGCUACAUGACUUGGGAUGCAGCUUUGGCAAGAACUGCAAGGGCAUGGGCAAAUAAAUGUAUUUUUGAACAUAACAUAUACUUAAAUGAGAAACAUCAGUGCCACCCUAAUUUCACAUCUAUUGGAGAGAAUAUUUGGGUUGGAAGUCAUCAAGCCUUCUCUGUUGCUGGUGUCAUUAAAUCAUGGUAUGAUGAGGUCAAAUCCUAUACUUUUGCAGAGGAGAAAUGUACCGCAGUUUGCGGUCAUUACACUCAGGUUGUUUGGGACGAUUCCUAUAAAGUAGGGUGUGCUGUUACCCUGUGUAAGGAAGUUGCAGGAAUACGAAAUGCAGCAAAUUUUAUUUGCAACUAUUCACCAGC
Molecule: messenger RNA, 419 nt
Organism: Pterocles gutturalis (yellow-throated sandgrouse)
Lineage: Eukaryota; Metazoa; Chordata; Aves; Pterocliformes; Pteroclidae
Product: glioma pathogenesis-related protein 1-like
Exons: 3
Cellular component (GO): extracellular region
Source: RefSeq, a predicted model, not a curated record